AUGAACCCGCAACUCAACUGGCUUGUCCGCAGUUACCUCCGAUGGUGUCCAAUCACUGACGGGAAGCGUUUGCUCUUGAACCUAACGAGGGAUUUGAUUACACCUGAGGACCCAGUUGCUAUUUUUGAUAGCAAGUACCAAUUCCGAUUGAAAGUCAACUUAGCGAACCCUGAGCACCAAUAUCUCUAUUUUUACGGCACUCAUGAUGAGAGGCAUGUCGUUACCAAACUCCUGAAGAUUAUUCAGCCGGGAGACAUCUGUUGGGACAUCGGGGCGAACAUCGGAUUUUAUACGUGCUUCCUCGCCUCACGGGUUAAAGAUGCUGGCGCAGUCGUUGCAUUUGAACCUGCCCUACGCACCUGUGACUAUCUCCAUGAGAAUGUCUCUCUGAAUCAGUUCGCAAAUAUUACUGUUGUUAAUAAGGGGAUCGGCGACAGCGUAGAACAACGGCAUCUCUACUACUCCGAGGCAGGACUUGCCGAAGGCACUGCUUCCUUAAAGUAUGUCAACGGACGGGCGGCAUCGGAACGCGUGACGCUUGACACGAUUGACAAUCUCAUCCGAGAACUACCGGUUCCGGAUUUCAUCAAGAUUGAUGUGGAGGGGUAUCAGUUAGAAGUGUUACGCGGCGGGGAGCACUGCUUAAAAACGCACGCACCUCUCUUAAUGGCGGAACUGAAAGAUGUUGGUGAAACAAAUCGUGCCAUGUUCGAAGAGAUAGAAAAUUACGUUGCAGAUUUAGGGUAUCAGCUUUAUGAAAUCAAGAAAUAUUCUCUCCGACGAUGUGAGAAGCUUUCUGACACGACGAAAAGAAAUUUCUUCUUAAUCAAAGAGGGUUCCCGUGCCUUUUCCAGAAUUUUACCGUGGUUAAAGUAA
Messenger RNA from Geodia barretti, 876 nucleotides. The record is from the annotation of a GenBank genome assembly. NCBI's taxonomy places the organism in Eukaryota, Metazoa, Porifera, Demospongiae, Tetractinellida, Geodiidae.